GACGAAAUUUACAGCAUAACCCUGUUGGUUGUAAUUUCGAUCACUCAUCAAUCACCGACAAUUGAAACGAGAAUGAGAAUCAUGAAUUUAUGAAAGUAUGAAGAAAGUUUCUUGCGAUCCGAACAAAAAAAGAAAGUACUCAAAAUAAUUACAAUUUAGAUUUUGGAAUUGGACUUCUGCUAAUGGGUACAUACGACUAGAGUCUAGACGAGACGAGACUUCAAAGAACACAAAACAACUUUAAUGACAGGAAUGUCACCACAAGUAAUAUUACUUUUCAGUGGUAAGAGAAAAUGUGGCAAAGAUUUUUUGACCAAUCGCUUAAAAGAAAAAUUUGGUGAAACAUGUGAAAUAAUAAGAAUAUCUGAGCCAAUCAAGAGUCACUGGGCCAAAGAGAAUAAUCUAAACCUGAAUGAGUUGCUGAGUGACGGUGAAUACAAAGAGUUCUACAGAUUAGCUAUGAUCAAAUGGAGUGAUGAGAUGAGGGAAAAGGAUUAUGGUUGCUUUUGUAGAACUGCUUGUGGAAAUGUUAUAUUAAUUACAGCACUAGUCAAACCAAUAUGGAUAGUCAGUGACAUACGACGCACAACAGACAUCCAGUGGUUCAAGGAAACUUAUGGAGAACUUGUAAAGACUAUAAGAUUAACAGCUGAUGAGGACACUCGGAUAGAAAGAGGCUUUCAGUUUAAGUGUGGUGUAGAUGAUGUUGCCUCUGAGUGUGGCUUAGAUAAUUAUAACGAAUGGAAUCUUGUUAUAAAUAAUGGGAAGGGAAAGCAAUCGUUAGAGGAACAAUUGAGUAGAAUUGCAGAGUUAAUACCUGUUUUAUGAUUUUUGUUCUUCCAUAUUAGAAGAACAAUGGUGACUUAGAGUUUUAUUUAUCAAAUAGAUAACUUGACUAUUUAAUUAGUUUUGUGUGUGGUGACAGAUUUAGUAAAUUAGGAUUGCAAUAUAUUUAUUUCGUGGAGCUUCACCCCUUUUGUUGCAUGAAUUUUUUACAGGUUUCAACAGUCAAAAUUGAUUUACUUGCUCUGUUUACAAAUACUUCAAAAGUAGUUGCUUAAAUCCAUACUAUCAUUGUAAA
Molecule: messenger RNA, 1081 nt
Organism: Pararge aegeria (speckled wood butterfly)
Lineage: Eukaryota; Metazoa; Arthropoda; Insecta; Lepidoptera; Nymphalidae
Gene: Mpk
Product: phosphomevalonate kinase
Exons: 4
Coding region: 244-828 (194 amino acids)
Biological process (GO): cholesterol biosynthetic process; isopentenyl diphosphate biosynthetic process, mevalonate pathway
Cellular component (GO): cytoplasm
Molecular function (GO): phosphomevalonate kinase activity
Source: RefSeq, a predicted model, not a curated record